AUGCUUGCCCUCAGAGAAAUUAUGCAUUUCCUUCUUGUAUCUCUAGUGUUAGCAACUUCCCCCGUGCAACCCUCAAACACAUCAACGAACCUACUUCCUGAGCUGAGGAAACGAGGCGAUAUAAACAGGAUUGUAGUCGUUGGAGGAGUCACUGGCAAGAAUAGCAUUUACCAUUGCAACGCCGAUCAAGUUGACACGAUCCAGCGUGCUGUACAAUCCAUGAGGCGUUUUGCAGGUUUGGGAUACAACUUCCUACUUCAGGACAAUUCUCAUACAACUGCAGCAUACAUUGCGUGGUUUGGCGAAAAGCAUGCGACUGAGAAAUGGGCAAUAGCGAUCAGAAGAAAUAUUUACAAGAGUAUAUGGGACAUCAGUGACAAGAUCGACAACUAUGUGAGCGGUCUGGACUCCAUAGAUGGUGCUGUAGUUAUAGGAUGCACGACCCCGGAAGACGACCCCGAAUGCACCCUUACAGAAAGCGAAAUCACACGAGCCCUUGCGUACAUGGAAGGAGGAUACAUUAAGCUUUGCACUGGCUUCUUCUCUCUCUCUUCAGACUAUUCUCGCGCGUACAACCUAUGGGGCUCGCAACGCAGGGAACACGAGACUACCGGGCGUGCAUUACUGCACGAAAUGACCCAUCUAGAUGGAGUAGUUGGAAAACGCUGGAGGACCUAUGAUAAGGCUUAUGGACCCGACGAUUCCUUACUACUUGAUGAGGAUGAUAUGAUAGAGAAUGCCGACACUUACAAGCUCUUUACUUUAGAGAUUGAGGCUAACCCUAUUAAUUCAAAAAGACAGGUAAAGAAUCAGAAAGAUAAAAAGAAGAUAGCAAGGCAGAUUUUGCAAGGGGAUUAA
This is a messenger RNA of Colletotrichum higginsianum IMI 349063, 858 nucleotides long. Its product is annotated as 24 kDa metalloproteinase. NCBI's taxonomy places the organism in Eukaryota, Fungi, Ascomycota, Sordariomycetes, Glomerellales, Glomerellaceae. The coding region runs from base 1 to 858 and encodes 285 amino acids. The record is from RefSeq and is a predicted model, not a curated record. Gene Ontology annotation, molecular function: metalloendopeptidase activity. The transcript has 3 exons.